Messenger RNA from Magnolia sinica, 1690 nucleotides. RefSeq names its product chromatin assembly factor 1 subunit FAS2. The record is from RefSeq and is a predicted model, not a curated record. The transcript has 12 exons. Gene Ontology annotation, cellular component: CAF-1 complex; nucleus. Gene Ontology annotation, biological process: nucleosome assembly; DNA replication-dependent chromatin assembly. Lineage: Eukaryota; Viridiplantae; Streptophyta; Magnoliopsida; Magnoliales; Magnoliaceae. The coding region runs from base 152 to 1300 and encodes 382 amino acids. Gene Ontology annotation, molecular function: protein binding.
CGAAAAUGCCCUCCCCGGUCUUCCCAUCUCCAUAUAGGCACCUAUUUCCCGCCUUAGCACUCACGGCGCCAAAACACACAGACAUACUCUCUCUCUCUCUCUCCAAAAACCCUAAUUCUUCCAUUUCAAAAACCCACUCAACCUAAGGAAAAUGAGAGGAGGAACCGUUCAGAUAAACUGGCACGACACCAAACCCGUCCUAACCCUAGAUUUUCACUCCCCCACCCGCUUUCUCGCCACGGGCGGUGCAGAUCAUGAUAUCAAGCUUUGGCUAAUAACUCAAAGCGACGUGGAAAAGAAAGCUCCAACAGCUUCCUACCAGAAUUGCCUUUCAUAUCAUGGUUCUGCUGUAAAUGUAUUGCGCUUCUCUCCUUCUGGAGAGCAUCUUGCAUCUGGUGCUGAUGGAGGGGAGCUAGUCAUAUGGAAGUUACACUUUGGGGAUGAUAGCAAUACUUGGAAAGUACUAAGGACAUUAUCAUUUCAUCGCAAGGAUGUUCUGGAUCUGCAGUGGUCAACAGAUGGUUCCUUUCUUGUUUCUGGGUCCGUGGAUAACUCCUGCAUUAUAUGGGAUGUUAAUAAAGGUUCAGUCCAUCAGAUUUUGGAUGCCCAUUUACAUUAUGUUCAAGGUGUUGCAUGGGAUCCAUUGGGUCAGUAUGUAGCUUCAAUUAGUUCAGAUCGAACUUGUCGGAUAUAUGUUAACAAGCCUCAGGCUAAAGUGAAAGGACAUGAAAAGGUGAACUAUGUUUGUCAGCAUGUUCUCACGAAGGUGGAACACCAAAAGGUAGAUGACUCUAAGCCACAGUCAAGUAAAACACAUCUAUUUCAUGAUGAGACGCUGCCAUCCUUCUUUCGAAGAUUAGCAUGGUCACCUGAUGGAUCAUUUUUACUAGCACCAGCAGGUACUUGCAAGUUCUCACCUGCAUCAGAAAUAAUUAACACGGCAUAUGUAUUUUCAAGGAAAGAUCUUUCAAGGCCUGCUGUACUACUCCCUGGUGCCAGCAAACCCAUUUUGGUAGUACGCUUCUGUCCUGUGGUUUUUAGCUUGAGGGGAUCCAGCUCAGUUAGUUUCUUCAAGAUGCCAUAUCGGGUUGUUUUUGCACUGGCCACCUUGAACUCUCUUUACAUUUAUGAUACUGAGAGUGUUGCUCCAAUAGCUAUCUUGGCUGGUCUUCACUAUGCAGCUAUCACAGACAUUUCCUGGUCACCUGAUGCCAAACACCUAGCGGUGUCCUCUCAAGAUGGGUAUUGUACACUUCUAGAAUUUGAAAACGAUGAACUGGGAUCACACCCAUCUCCUUGACAGAAGCAAAGAAAGUUGCAGAAGAAAAGAUAAGUCCAUUGCCUCAGAAACCGGAGGAUACAGUGACUAUGGAGAUCGAUAGAAGAGCACAAGCAAGCAGAGAUGAAGGGAGACAAGCAUUGCCAAACCCUGUGAGGACUUCCAACCCAAAUAAGCCUGCUAGAAAGCGCAUCACUCCAGUUGCCAUCGAGAAGCCAUAACUGUAAUUCUUUGCCUUCUCUCUUCUUUUUUUCUUUGCAUUUUUGUAAUUGUAAUUUUUGACUAACCUAAAUUGAAAAUUCAUCCACAGUUCUCUCUCUCUCUCUCUCUCUCUCUCUCUCUCUCUCUCUCUCUCGCGUCAUAUAGAUUUCUACUGAAAGAGUCAUAAUAUUUCUUGCUUGGAUCACCCAA